GCCCAGAGGCAGGGAGGGGACUGGGCUGGCUUUAGACCCCAGCGGAGAGUCCAAGAGAAUCAUGUGGGCAACUUUGUCCUCCCAUAACACAGAUAGUAAGGAGGAAUGAAGAUCCAAUGACCCUGUGAAACAAAACUGAACAGAGUAGCGAGCCAUCAAACUCAGUGGAUUUGAAUCCGUAUUAAAGGAAAACCCGGCGGAAGAAUCCAGCAGUCAGUUUUUGGAGCAUGAAGCUUAGUGUGGCAUUAUGUUUUGCAGGGGUCUUUGGGGCUUUGGCAGCCGUGUUUAUCUUCCUUUCUUGUGGAACUGAUUACUGGCUGUUAGGCUCCGAAACCUGCAAACCCGACAAUAAGGAAUCUGAAGACAGCCAUAGUAUGACAAUAAAGCUGUUUCCUGAUGUGCCCAACGACAAAAGCUUCAAGACCAGGUCAUACCAUUGUGGUUUAUUCUGGUGUUGCUAUUAUGGAGUCAAUUUGGAGUCAGAUUACAACCAGACGUGGGUACAAUGGUUCUCUCACAUUACUCCCUCAAAGGUCUGCUACACUGCCUUUGUAGACCCAUUCGCUGUGACAGGUCCAAGCAACAAUACAACAAAUGAUAACUCAGCAAUUAUCUACAGAGGGUUCUGGAGCGUCUUCAUGCUCAUUAGUUUGGUGGCGGUAGCUGUCGGAGGGUUCCUCAUCAUCUGCGCAGCUCCGUUUGCGAGCCACCACUUGUACAAAGCAGGUGGUGGCCUCUUCCUGACAUCUGGUUUCUUCCUGCUGUGUGUUGUGGUGAUGCACGUGGUGUGGUUUCAGGUCCUGGAUGUGAUCCAGACCUACACCAAAGACAAGCGCUCCUUCUAUUGUCCAGACUUCAUGUUGACCCUGAACUACGGUCUGUCAUUCCUGUUUGCACCCAUUGGCAUCUUCUUCUCCCUCUUGGCGGGCCUCCUCUUCCUGCUCAUCGGCCGAACUGUCCAGAGACGCACUUGAAACAAAAGCUUUUAAUUCCUGCCAGAUACUGUAUAGACUCUGCAGGUUCUCUUUUGCUGCUCUGUGGUUUUAAUGAUCUGUCAAGCUUGAAAAUGUCGGUCUGAGAAAGUUAUUUUUGUUUGUGUUCUUAUGUGGAGAUAAUUAAAGGAGAGAAAGAGGAGAAACAGUGCCUUAAAAAAAGUAUUUAUACCCUUUGGACGUUCUAUGUUUUGUCAUAUUACAGCAUCCACAUUUCAAAAGCCUUUUUAAAACAUAUUUUAUGUGAUAGACCAACUCAAAGUGUCACAUACUCUGAAGAGGAAAGAAAAUAACAAAUAAGAAAACUGGUAGUGUGGUGUACAUUGUUUUGAUCUCCCUUUACUCUGAUACUGCAAGAUAAAAUACAGUACAGCAAACUGCCUUGGAAAGUCAUACAAUUAAUAAACAAAGGCCAUCUUCGUUUAAGUUAAUCCAGCAGUUUUGUGAAGGCUUCAGAUGUUUAUUAGAGAACAUUAGUUAACAAACAGCAUUAAUUUAAAAAAAAUAAAACACCACAUGCAUUAUGCGCUGCCAAGGCAAGGCAAGUUUAUUUAUACAGCACUUUUCAGUAACAAGGCGAUUGCGAUUCUGGGGAAGCUGUUCUUCAGCAGGGACCAGGAAGCUGCUCAGAGUAGGUGGGAGGAUGGAUGGAGCUAAAUAUCGUCUCAGAAAAGACUUCAGACUGGGAUGAAGGAUGUUCCCUUUCUAGCAGUAAGGCAUGUGAUUGCCACCAUAGGGGUUUCUACAAAGUAUUGACUUCAAACUCAAUAAACACAUGAUGUUCUUGUCAGAGUUUUAUUUAUAGAAAAUGCUUAAAAUCAUGCAUCAUUGUAAUUCCACUUCACUGUUAUUCAGUUAAUUUUGUUGGUCAAUCGCAUGAAAUCUCAAUAAAACACGUUAAGGUUUGUGUGUUUGAGGGGUUGUAAAUACAGUUUCUCAAGACUCUAUACUUUUAGGUUAUAUUGAAUACAACGCUCAUUGUAUAAAAACUGCCUUUGAAACAAAAUUAUUUUGUUGAAUGAAGCUCAGUGUGUUUGCUUUAGAACAUGCGGCUGAAAGAAUAAAACUAUUUCUCAUUUUACAGCAAUGUUUGUCCAAAACCUGGUCCAGGAUUAGCCCUGUGGACCAUUUUAAAGCAUUUUUCAGCUGUAUAUUUACAACUGUGGAAGCACCAAUAUCUAUAUUUGUUUUAGUAAAAGAAUAUGUCAGCAUGUGUAGCAGUAUGGCUUAAUGAGAGAGCUGCAUGAAAUAAAAUAUACGACAGUGAUAGGCACAAGGCUUCAGUUGUUUCAUAUCUGUACUAGUGGAGCUUGAUACCCUAAGCUGUAAGUAGCUUCUAUUUUUUAAAUAACAGCUGCUUUUUCUCAAUGUUUUCAACAGUAAGAAUCCUUUUAAAUCAUCAUGCUCACUUGUUUCACCAUUUUCUGAAGAAUUCCUGGAUUGAUAAUAAACGUGAAACUGUAUAAUUUCCUUGUGACAUUGCUCUGAUGGGAUGAGGCUACGGAUCAAGUACUGGUUGGUUUCUGCCUGAAGCAACACUUUUAUGUUGACACUGUUACGCUCUUUGCUGUAAAUGAUUUCAUCACCAUUUCUAAUAAAUAUUAAACUGUGUUCUA
Messenger RNA from Fundulus heteroclitus (mummichog), 2608 nucleotides. It is a transcript of the gene tmem182a, whose product is annotated as transmembrane protein 182a. Gene Ontology annotation, cellular component: membrane. NCBI's taxonomy places the organism in Eukaryota, Metazoa, Chordata, Actinopteri, Cyprinodontiformes, Fundulidae. Bases 228 to 974 code for a protein of 248 amino acids. The record is from RefSeq and is a predicted model, not a curated record. The transcript has 5 exons.